Daldinia caldariorum is the source of this 2045-nucleotide messenger RNA. RefSeq lists its product as uncharacterized. Lineage: Eukaryota; Fungi; Ascomycota; Sordariomycetes; Xylariales; Hypoxylaceae. The coding region runs from base 391 to 1554 and encodes 387 amino acids. The transcript is spliced from 3 exons. The record is from RefSeq and is a predicted model, not a curated record. Gene Ontology annotation, biological process: regulation of DNA-templated transcription. Gene Ontology annotation, molecular function: zinc ion binding; DNA-binding transcription factor activity, RNA polymerase II-specific.
GUAGGUGGUCCCGACUCAAGCUGACAGCGCUUGCUUAUCUGCAUGUACUUGUAUUCAAAUCGCUGUACACGUACAUAAUUCUUAUUUAACUUCACAAUUACAACAAAAACAUACCUAAAUAUAUCGAUAAUUCUUUAUUUACUUUCACUCCUCUUACUAUUUUCGACCUUUAUUCUUAUACUCCUCCAUAUUUGCCUCAUUGGCUUAUAAGAGCUUUUAUGCCGUCGCUUUAAAAGGGCGCAUACGCGAACUUAUCGUACCUCUUCGUUUUCUAAGAAGAAGAAGAAAAAAAAAAAAAAUAAAAAAGGAAAAAAGGGAGGCCCUCUACUCCACGGAGAAGGAGGGUGACUUGACGCUGGUUUGGAACUAGCAGUAUCUGCUUCGGGGCGUAUGGUGGAGGCUAUGAGUGAUGGGGAGAGCGAUGACGGCAAGCGAGCGUCAAAAAAGCGCAAGGCUAGCCGCGCUUGCGACCGCUGUAACUCUCAACAUCAGCCAUGCGACAAUGCCGUCCCUAAGUGCAGCGUUUGUGUGCGCGCGGGCACCGAUUGCACCUACAACAGACCUGUGCGCAAAAGAGGUCCUCGUAGUGGAUAUACCGGCCAAAAUGGCGAGCGUCUAUGGGCUAUAGUCCUCCAGGCACGACCCGAACUUGAAGAUGUCGUUUUGCAGGUCCUUCGCGGCGGUACAUAUGGAAACACUGGUAUUCCUAACCUAGACUACUUCAAGAAUAACGACAACCAAGCGGAAUUGGUUAACAGGUUCAACGAGAGUCGACUGGGCCGAUUCUUACAAAAUGGAGAAUCCCCUGAUUUAUUUUUACCUCCUUUGGACCGACGAGUUUCACCAAUCAUCUCAAAAGUGCGCAAUGAGAUGGGUUUUACUCAAUCCUCAAAUCCUCACCGCCAGACCGACGCGGCUAGGCAUAGACCUGGCCUAUCUAACAGAUCGGUCUCAUCUGUCUCAGGACCUCAACCCAGCUCAGUAAAUCCUCAUGGUGCUCCUCAAGAUCCCAGCGAUAUUUACAUACUGAGUGAGGACAUUCGAAAACGAACUUUCCAUCCCAAUCAGAACCACAUGCAUAAUUAUAAUUCGGGCUAUUCUGAAGAAGGGCCUCAUAAUUUUAGCUUAGACCGGGCAUCAUCAGUCUUGGCGCCUCCCCAAGUUUCCACGCCUUUCGGUUCAAAUGGCUCCACUGACGACUACGGGGAGAGCUCGCGGCAAACGAGCGAACGCUUAGUACCAGAAAGGCAGAUAAGCGUUAACAUACCAAUGGGCCAUUCUCAACAUUCACAAUCUAUUGAACCAAGCAACCCACCAGCUUCAACACAAACUGAUGGACUCCACUUAGACGAGACCUCUCGAUGGGUCGACUCGAUACCAUUUGACACAUUACGAAACCUUGGAUUCGCUCCUGGGGAGAGCAUGGCGGAAGACUUCCUUGAGCUAUGCGAGAACCCCGACCCUAUUGAUCGUACUCCGGCCACCUCAGCUGAUCAGGAUGAAGACGAAGAAGCCGUCUGGCGCCGACUAGUAAUGCGCGGGAGAUUCGUAUAAAGAACCGUCUAGAUUCGCACAGCGCAUAUAAGAUAUGAGAUUAGUCCCAAAAUUCUAUUCACGGCACCAAGAGCCCCACGGCUGGUUGAGAAUGGAGCGACUAUAAAUUCUACCCUGAUAUCAGGUUCUAGAGACUCCGAGCCAUGAUGCUUUGGGGGUCCCUUUUUAUUACCUAGGGCGUUAUGUUUACUCCAAGAUUUUUCAGCAUAGGGCCCUCAGAGGUAGAUAUGCUAUACGUACCUAUCUAUUGACAUCAUUAGAACGAGCAUGCCAAUCGCAGCUCAUGCAUGCACCUUGAAGAAUAUAAAAAAACUGUUAUAAUUGGAUAUUCAAUGGUGGAAACGGUAGAUCAGUUGAAGAGCAGCGGGUGCGCAAGGCACAGUUCAGUAAGCCUCGGUUCAUAUUCGCCUAGAUUUAAACUAUCGCAGGACGUACAUAUUAGUAUAUACCCCUUAAUAGAGAUAAUACCCAUUUACAAAGUUACCAUGAGG